Molecule: messenger RNA, 846 nt
Organism: Paramecium tetraurelia
Lineage: Eukaryota; Ciliophora; Oligohymenophorea; Peniculida; Parameciidae
Exons: 1
Cellular component (GO): lysosome
Molecular function (GO): thiolester hydrolase activity
Source: RefSeq, a predicted model, not a curated record
AUGUUUUUAUUAAUUCCACUUUAUUUUUUUUUAGGAUAAACUCUGCCAACAGUACUUUUUCAUGGGUUAGGUGAUAGUUGCUCUUGGUCCAUGCUUAAAUCUUUUUUUUCAGACAUCAACGCUGACUGUAUAGAAAUAGGUUCAGGACCAUCAUCCUCGAUCUUGUUGGGAUUUUUAGAUUAAGCCAAGGAUGCUUGUGUCAAAGUAUAGGAAAAAUACGCAGGUUAAACAAUAAAUGUUGUUGGUCUAUCACAAGGUGCAUUGAUUGGGAGAUAUAUUAUUACAGAUUGUGACUUAAAAGGAGGAAGAGUGUCUAAGUAUUUAUCUAUAGGAGGUCCUUAAAUGGGAGUAUCAGUCAUACCUCAUUGCAAUAGUUAUUUGUGCUGGCCAUUAAAUAAAGUAGUCGAUUCUCUAGUUUACACUGAUUAUGUGUAAUAACACAUUGGUCCAGCAGGUUAUUUCAGAAAUCACGAAGACUUAGAUUCUUAUUUAAAAUACAAUCAUUUUCUUCCAGAUUUGAAUAAUGAAAGAAAUCCAGAAUGUUCAAGGAAAUCAAAAGUAUAACUUAAUAUAUCGGUUUAGUUUUCAUCGCUUGACCAAGUGAUGCUUGUGAAAUUUUUACAAGAUGAAAUGGUGCUACCAAAAGAAUCUGCAUUUUUUGAAUCUGUAGAUCCUGAAACAGAUAAAGUGGUUCCACUUGUAGAAUCAGAAUUUUAUAUCUAAGACUAUAUUGGUGUAAAGUAACUGGAUUAACAAAGGAAAAUAAAAUUUAUUGAGAUUGAUGAUUCUCAUUUAAAAUGGACAGAUGAUAUAACAAAGAAUGUAUUUAUUCCUUUCUUAGUUUGA